AUGCUACCAGACAAUGAUACACAAAUUUCAGAAUUUCUUCUUCUGGGAUUUUCGGAGGAGCCAGAACUGCAGCCUCUCAUAUUUGGGCUCUUCCUCUCCAUGUACCUGAUCACUGUGUUUGGAAACCUGCUCAUCAUCCUGGCCAUCAGCUCAGACUCCCACCUCCACACACCCAUGUACUUCUUCCUCUUCAACCUGUCCUUGGUGGACAUCUGUUUCACCUCCAGCACCAUCCCAAAGAUGCUGGCGAACAUCCUGACACAGAACAAAGUUAUAACCUAUCAAGGCUGCAUCACACAAAUGUAUUUUUUCCUACUCUUUGCAGGUUUGGAUGUCUGUCUCUUAACUGUGAUGGCCUAUGACCGCUUUGUGGCCAUCUGUCACCCCUUGCAUUACACAGUCAUUAUGAACCCCCGGCUCUGUGGACUGCUAGUUCUGGUGUCCUGGAUUAUGAGUGUCCUGAAUUCCUUGUUACAAAGCUUAAUGGCUUUGCAGAUGACUUUCUGUACAGUCUUAGCAAUCCCCCACUUUUUCUGUGAACUCAAACAGAUAGUCCAACUUGCCUGUUCUGACACCUUUUUAAAUAACAUCGUGAUGUAUUUUGGGGUUGGGCUGCUAGGUGGUUGUCCUCCAGCUGGUAUCCUUUACUCUUACUCUAAGAUAUUGUCUUCCAUAUGUGGAAUCUCAUCAACUCAGGGGAAGUAUAAAGCAUUUUCUACCUGUGCGUCUCACCUCUCAGUUGUCUCUUUAUUUUACUGUACGGGCCUAGGAGUGUACCUCAGCUCUGCUGCUACCCACAGCUCUCAGUUAAGUGCAGCAGCCUCAGUGAUGUACACGGUGGUCACACCCAUGCUGAACCCUUUUAUCUACAGUCUCAGGAAUAAAGACAUAAAAGGGGGUCUAAAAAGAGUUUUUGGGGUGGAGGCUAUAAAAAGACCUAUCAAUUUGGAAUUAAACAAGUGCCCAUGA
Molecule: messenger RNA, 969 nt
Organism: Pteropus alecto (black flying fox)
Lineage: Eukaryota; Metazoa; Chordata; Mammalia; Chiroptera; Pteropodidae
Product: olfactory receptor 7A10
Exons: 1
Coding region: 1-969 (322 amino acids)
Biological process (GO): G protein-coupled receptor signaling pathway
Cellular component (GO): membrane
Molecular function (GO): G protein-coupled receptor activity; olfactory receptor activity
Source: RefSeq, a predicted model, not a curated record